AUGGCCACCACGCAUGACAUUCCCGCCCUCCUGAGCGGCGCCCUGGCCAACCCGCCGGCCGACAUCAAGGUCCGCCCGGAGCUGGUCCGCGACAUGGACCAGCUCAUCGUCGACUACCUGGUCCAUGUGCUGUCUCACAUUGAGGACCUGUCCGAGGCGGAGCUCGUCGACACCAUCUCCCCCUUCGUGGAGGACCUUCUCCAUGACCGCAGUGCUAAGGUCAUCAUGCUGGAGAAGGCCGUCGAGUUCGAGAAGGACAUCGCCGCCCGCCUGCGCAAGGAGCUCAACCUCAAGGACGACGUGUACAACAACCCCCUCAUCGACCGGAGCAAGUCCGGUGCUGCCGAGAGCGAGGAGCAGAUCAGGGCCCGCGCCAAGCUUGAGAAGCGCCAGGAGAAGGCCGACCGCCGGACCAUCCAGCGCGAGCGCACCUCGGCCAAGUCCCGUGCCGAUCUCUUGGCCCAGCUCACCAAGGCCCCGGUCCUCAUUCACAAGAAGGGCCAGUUUUCGGACCUGCUGUCCAGCUCCGGCUCCACCGAUGUCCAGCUUAACAACGUUCAUCUGGACAUCAACGGCAUCGUCAUGCUGGAGGAUGCCACCAUCAACAUCGUUUCCGGGCGCCGCUACGGCCUGAUCGGCCGCAACGGUGUCGGUAAGACCACCUUCCUCAAGCAUCUGGCCGCCAAGGCCUUCCCCCGCAUGCCGGAGCACGUGCAGAUCGUGCACAUCGAGCAGGAGGCCCCCUCCAGCCAGAUGUCCGUGCUGCAGACCAUCCUCGGGACGGAUAUCGAGCGUGAGUCGCUCCUGGCCGAGGAGCGCGAGCUCCUGGCCGAGAGCGAGAAGCAUGACGCCAUGAACGCCCAGCGCCAGGCCGAGGGCCUGCCCCCCAUCACCACGUCGCAGAUGGACGACAUCGGGACCCGCCUCGAGCAGGUCUACGUCCGCCUCGGGGAGAUCGACGCCGACAGCGCGGUCGCUCGGGCUUCGGAGAUUCUCAACGGUCUCGGCUUCUCCAACGAGGACAUGCUCCGGCCCACCUCCUCCUUCUCCGGUGGCUGGCGCAUGCGCAUUUCCCUGGCCAUGGCCCUGUUCAUUUCCCCGGACCUGCUGCUGCUUGAUGAGCCGACCAACCACCUGGACCUGCACGCGGUCAUCUGGCUGGAGGAGUAUCUCCGCAACUGGACCAAGUCCCUGAUCAUCGUGUCGCACUCGCGCGACUUCCUGGACACCGUGGUCACGGAUAUCCUGCACUUCCAGAACAAGAAGCUCACCCGCUACCGCGGCAACUACACCACCUUCGAGCACACCCUCGCCAUCGAGCAGCAGGUCCAGGAGCGCGAGAAUGCCUCCAUCGAGAUGAAGCGCAAGCACAUGCAGUCCUUCGUCGAUCGCUUCCGGUACAAGGCCUCGCUGGCCUCCAUGGCCCAGUCCCGCCUCAAGGCCCUGGACAAGAUGAAGACCGUCAGCGAGCUGUACGCCGACCCGGAGGUUCAGUUCCGCUUCCCGGACCCCCCGCCGGUGGACAGCGCCCAGAUCCAGCUCACGGGCGUCACCUUCCACUACCCCGGCACCGAUCGCAUCCUCUUCUCCGAUGUCGACCUCACCAUCAGCCCCACCAGCCGCAUCGGCCUGGUCGGCCCCAAUGGUGCUGGUAAGUCCACCCUCAUGAAGAUCAUCUACGGCGCCCUGGAGCCCACCUCCGGUGUGGCGCUCAUCAGCAACAAGCUUCGCGUUGCCCGGUUCACCCAGCAUCACUCGGAUCUGCUCAAUCUCCGCCUCUCGCCGCUGGAGCUCUUCCGCCAGGCCUUCCCCUCGGACCCGGUCCAGCAGAUCCGCUCGCACCUCGGCUCCUUCGGGAUCACCGGCAAGCUGGCCCUCCAGCCCAUCAGCUCGCUCUUCGUCAUUUCUCACGACCAGUACAUGGUCUCGGCCGUGUGUGACGAGCUCCUCUCCCUGGAGGACGGCAACCUGACCUCCUUCCAUGGUGACUUCAAUGACUACAAGCGCUACAUCCGCAACAAGGGCCGCCGCUAA
Molecule: messenger RNA, 2034 nt
Organism: Fonticula alba
Lineage: Eukaryota; Rotosphaerida; Fonticulaceae
Exons: 8
Coding region: 1-2034 (677 amino acids)
Molecular function (GO): ATP binding; ATP hydrolysis activity
Source: RefSeq, a predicted model, not a curated record